Ixodes scapularis (black-legged tick) is the source of this 1851-nucleotide messenger RNA. It is a transcript of the gene Arp8, whose product is annotated as actin-related protein 8. The transcript is spliced from 14 exons. The coding region runs from base 16 to 1794 and encodes 592 amino acids. Lineage: Eukaryota; Metazoa; Arthropoda; Arachnida; Ixodida; Ixodidae. The record is from RefSeq and is a predicted model, not a curated record. Gene Ontology annotation, cellular component: Ino80 complex. Gene Ontology annotation, biological process: regulation of DNA-templated transcription; double-strand break repair.
CGAAGGGUCGAGUGCAUGCGUGAUUUUGGUGUUCUAUACACUGAUUUGUCUUUUAAGACUGUGUUGGGCGUACGAGCCUAUACCCGUUUUGACCUCAUGAAAAAACCGAUCCAGGCGACGGCCAUAGUGGUGAUCCACCCCGGCUCAAUGUUCCUGCGGAUCGGCCGGGCGUCGGACUCCCACCCGCACACCCUCCCCCACGUGGUCGCCCGGCCGUGCCUGUCCGCCACCCAGCAGCCGCACGUCGACCCCAUCCUGGUGCCAGAGGUCAACAUGGAGCCCGAAGUGGUUGCCACCAUUGAGGAGGGCUGCGAGGUGGUGGGCAACCUGCUGGCGUCGUGCCUGACGACCGAAGGCAGGAUCAGGUACACCUUCCCAACAGACAAGAUUCAGAACUUCAACCAGCAUGUGAAGCCCACUGUCCUGGCCAGCACAUGUGACCUCCAUUGGACCAAGGUCGACAUGACGCAGAACUGCCUGGUUGGAGAAGAGGUGCUGUACCUGAACCCCUCGGAGAAGUACCACAUUCACUGGCCCAUGCGGAGGGGCCGGCUGAACCUGCACGGAGGCGUGGGGGGCUCCCUGGUGGCGGUCAUGUCCCACCUGGAAUCCAUUUGGGCCGUGGCCAUCCAGCGGUACCUCGACAUCCCGCUCAGGGACCUCAAGCACUACAGGGCGGUGCUGAUCAUCCCGGAUGUGUACAACAGAGACCACAUACGGGAGAUGGUGGACGUCCUGCUGUCUCGGCUCGGCUUUGCGGCCUGCUUUGUCCACCUGGAGUCCGUGUGUGCCACUUUUGGUUCCGGCCUGAGCUACGCCUGCGUGGUGGACGUGGGCGAUCAGAAGACCAGCGUGAGCUGCGUGGAGGACGGCAUCUCCACCAGGGCCACCAGGCUGGUGAUGGAGUACGGGGGAGCGGACAUCACCCACCUGUUCCACUACCUGCUGAGGAAGUCGGGCUUCCCUUACAAAGAGUGCGACGCCAGGAAGGCCACCGACGCCAUCUUGCUGCAGGAGCUCAAGGAGACCAUGUGCCACGUCAACCUGGACAUUUGUGGCGCCCAGGAACGCUCUUUCCAAGUGAAGCAGCCAUCCAUGCCGCUCUUCGAGUACAGGAUCAAGGUAGGCGACGAGUGCCUCAUCGCCCCCUUGGCCCUAUUCCGUCCCGAGAUGCUGGGGGUCACGGGGCCCAAGCAGGCGCGUGUGCAGUCGAGGAACCCCGGGGACCCUCAGGACCCCCACGACGACAAUUACCUGAUUCAGACGCAGAGAAGAGGGGCACGAGAGGCUGCGGAGGGGUCGCAGGCGCUGGAUGCGGCCUCUCAGCUCGACGACAGCCAGCUGGGACAGGGUGUCCUGGAAGACGACGACGUCGCGGUGCCCCCGGAGGCUGCCGCUUCAACGGUUGCUCCCCGGGACUGCGAGGGCGACCUCCAGUGUGACCAGCUGCUGGGCAUCGACCAGGCCAUCGUGCAGUGCGUCGACCGCUGCGACUGCGACGAGAUGAAGCGCAAGAUGUUCAGCUGCGUGCUGGUGGUGGGAGGGGGCUCCCUGUUCCCCGGCAUCCACACCUGGCUCCAGAACAGGCUGUCUGUGCAGAUCCCCAUCAUGUACAGGGCAGAGCACAUCGACAUCAUCACCAGGCCCAAGGAGAUGGACCCUCGAGUGACGACGUGGAAAGGAGCCUCCAUCAUGAGUUGCCUGGACACGGCGCAGGAACUCUGGGUGCGGCAGUGUGAAUGGCAGCGCUUUGGCGUUCGCCUACUCAGAGAGCGGGCCCCGUUUGCUUGGUAGGAGCAAACAUUGGAGUAGCUGUCCGAGACUGUAAAUAAAGAAGUGGGAGCGAUUUUC